Talaromyces stipitatus ATCC 10500 is the source of this 954-nucleotide messenger RNA. RefSeq lists its product as uncharacterized. The transcript is spliced from 2 exons. Gene Ontology annotation, molecular function: nucleic acid binding; RNA-DNA hybrid ribonuclease activity. Gene Ontology annotation, biological process: DNA replication, removal of RNA primer. NCBI's taxonomy places the organism in Eukaryota, Fungi, Ascomycota, Eurotiomycetes, Eurotiales, Trichocomaceae. The record is from RefSeq and is a predicted model, not a curated record. Bases 1 to 954 code for a protein of 317 amino acids.
AUGCGGAAGUCUAGUGGCAAGGCCAGAAAGCGUGGGCACAAAGGGUCCAGAGCUAUCACGGGCAUAUUUCCAAAGACCCCAAUCGGAGCUCUAAUCAGAGAGACAGCGUUAGAGCCAGCGACAGCCUUACUGGACGCUAGAGUGGCUCAAUAUACAGCAAGACUACUGACACUGCCUGACACGCAUCCUACAGCGCAGAUACUUCCAGUAACCCUUAGAUAUGGUGACCUCCACGCACAACCUGGAGAGCAACCGCUAGACGACCGUGAGUGGGCCUCUAGAGAUAACAAGGUGCCGAAUCGACUCAGCCAAAGGCUUGCAAAGCACCUCGCUCAACGGCUGAGCAGAGACCCCUCGGGAGGAAUCGAAAGGACUAAACAAUGCGAGCUUAAAGGCUUCCCAGGCUCGAUCCGAGUCCUUGACAAUGAAGAGGCCCUAACGGAGGCUAAUCAACAGCGCCCUGGAAUGACGUUUUGGUCCGAUGGCUCUAGACUCGAUACAGGACGUGCCGGCGCCGGUGUCGCUUUACAAGCUGUACCUGGAGGCCCCUGGGAACACGUCGAAGUGCCAAUGGGCCACGGACACGAGGUGUUUGACGCGGAACUAAUGGGAGUAGCUACAGCACUUGAAUGGGCACUUGAGAGGCAACCUCUCGGUCCUAUCUGGGUGUUCCUUGACGCGCAGAAUGCUAUUGAUCGCCUCAGAUCGACAAGACCAGCCCCUGGGCAAGCCCUUGUUCUUAGGGCUCACAGGGCAGUGGAGAAGCUAGCCAUGAGAGAUCAGCUAGUAACAAUACAAUGGGUUCCGGGCCACUCAGGAGUGGUAGGGAAUGAACAGACUGAUCAAGCUGCUAAACGCGCAGCUAGUAAACCAACCGCGCCUGGUUUUGAGCAGCUGCAGUAUCUGAAUGGGCUCAGUAUAUUUCGGAUAGCUUAUAACGAACUGAAGUUAUAA